AUGGGUGAAAGGGAAUGUUCACUUCUCCUUGUAAAACCUUUGCUUAGCCUUAAGAAGACCUUCUUUUACAAUUUAUUUCCAUCAAAAGAAGAAGAAGAAGCUUGCAAACUUAACAAUACUCCGUAUGUAGUGACUCGAGAGCUAAUUGAGAUACGGGAUAUAUAUCCUCCCCCCAAAAUCGAUCUGGAAAACCCAUGGCAGAUCAAGAUAAAGAUUACCAGUUAUGAGGUUGAGGCAGGAGCCCUGUUGAUUCCAUAUAUCGAGACGUUUGAGUACAUUCUUCGAUAUUGGACAUUGGACAUGGCCAAAAUUUUGGUGAACGGGUGCAGGGUGUGUGUUCAAGUGUGGGAUGUAACAACGGAUAAUGCUCCUAAGAAGUAUGAAGGUGAGCAUGUUUACUUAUGGAUGCUGUGCAACGAUGACUAUGCUCUUUCGUGCAUUGAAUUGUUCAACAAUAACAGAUUGGGCGUUGGUGAUGAAAUUGGGCUGUUUUGGGAUCCUAGAUCUUCAAAUUUUAUGUUCAAAUUACUUUAUAAUCAAAGAAUGCGGCUGAUUCAUUUUCUGCUUUUUGAACUUGUGAUUGGAAUAUCUGGAUUCUUGGCUACGAUAAUUGUCGAUUCUGUUCUAGCAUUAGUCAUUGUUGAUAGAAAUGGACAAAUUUUCAUCCGAAUGGAGAUGCUAAUCGUAAUGAAUGGUCAUUGCUCGUGGCUCUUAGCAAUGGGUGAAAAUGCCAAAGCUGAACUUAUUCAUCAUAGCUGGAGCAAACAGGCUCUUUCUUAA
Solanum stenotomum is the source of this 780-nucleotide messenger RNA. RefSeq lists its product as uncharacterized. Bases 1 to 780 code for a protein of 259 amino acids. The record is from RefSeq and is a predicted model, not a curated record. NCBI's taxonomy places the organism in Eukaryota, Viridiplantae, Streptophyta, Magnoliopsida, Solanales, Solanaceae. The transcript is spliced from 2 exons.